CAUAGUCAAAAGUCAAAGGUGGACGGCACCAUAUUUAUCUGACUACGUUCGAAUCGAAGUCGCACCAAAACCAAAAUCUGGUGGCGUGGUGUGGUUCGCAGUCGGAGCCAUGCCGGGCCCUGGUCCGCACCUGAUGUACGCGAUGAGCUCUGGGGUGGCUCUGACCGCUCUCUCCAACGGCAGGUUCGGGCCCCACCACACCCUCACCUACACUCUCAACGCCUUCUUCGGCCCCGACAUCGGCUCCUUCUCCGAAUGGCUCGGCUCCACCAUCGGCUUCGGCUUCGGCUUCGGCUCGGGUCUCGCCGACGCCAUCCACCACCCCUUCUAUUACGUCCUCAUCCUCGGCAUCCCGCUCUGCUUCUUCUACUCUUGGCUCUCCAGUUUUCUCCUCCGGAGAUCUCUCCUUCAUUCCCUUUCUGGGGUUGCCCUUACUAAGAGACAGUGUUUGUUGUUGAUCUCAGCUGGUUCUUUAUCUCAUUUCUUCUUAGAUCACUUGUUUGAGGAAAAUGGACAUUCAUCAAUGUAUACUUGGAUAUUGAGCACCGGUUGGUGGAAAACCCGAGCACCUAUUAACCCAGAUGCUGUUGUUGUAGUCGGCCUCUUAUGUACUUGCUUACUCGGCGGCUUUAUUUACAUCAACAGAGUUAAGUCCUCCAACACCAUAAAACAACAAUCAAAUCAGUCGGUGAAACUUAUUCUUGUUUUGGCUAGCUUGUACUGCUUAUGGUGUGUAAGCCAGAUAUACUGGGUGAAUCCUCGUCGGCCAGCAGUCGGCGAAGAAGCUGAUCUCGGGAUUUUCGUGUUUUUAGCCACAUAUUUAUUUCUCCCUCACUAUUUGUGUAUAUUGUCCACGCAUCCAAGAGAUCUUGAAGCAGAGCAAAUCCCACUUUAACAAGUAUUCAUGGUUUCUGGUACAGCUACAAUGAGCUUUCUUCUGCGCUGUAAUUGGUCUUGGUUUGUUAGGUUUACUCAAAAACUCAUAUAUCUAUUAUGGUUUUACCAAACAUAAUAUGUCUACGAAAUUUUGAAGAUUUUGUAACUUGUAAGCCAAUAAUAGAAUGGAAAUAUUGAUACUUUCCAUA
Morus notabilis is the source of this 1085-nucleotide messenger RNA. RefSeq lists its product as uncharacterized. The transcript is spliced from 4 exons. Lineage: Eukaryota; Viridiplantae; Streptophyta; Magnoliopsida; Rosales; Moraceae. The record is from RefSeq and is a predicted model, not a curated record. Bases 110 to 895 code for a protein of 261 amino acids.